UUUCGAAGGUUGGGCGUAUCCUGGCACAAUUAUUUGUGUUGCGAGGAAGUGUGCAUUGUUGAGAAUGCAUGGUCAACGGAACCUGCACAUUUUAGAUGUGUCUAGGGGUUGACAAAGUAAUGUGUGUAUGCAUGGUGUUUGACAGCAGCCAAUUAUCAUAUGUGAGAUGAAGAAAUUAUAAAAUGCAUUGAUAUGUCACUAGAGGUAAAUAUUAUGUUUUUGCUCUCUUUUUUUCCCAAAGUGUUUGCAUUCAUGCAGUUCUGUCAUUAACUUUGUGUUUUUUGUUCCUCUGUUUUGUUAGGAGCAACUGAAAAGAUUUGACUACAGUCAAUCAUAAAAUAAAUUAUUUAUUAUUUUGUAAAAUUUAGAAUAUAUAACUUAUAUUUUAUAUUUACAUAUGACCUAAUGCACGACUUUAUUAAAUAAGACAACACAAACACAAUGUUAAUGUUUUAGCUAGCCAUGCAGGUAUUCCAUCUUUCUUGACACAUUCAUGAGUUCUCCAAAACGUCUCAAGAUAUUGCAUUGCAAAUAAAACAUAUGGUACUCUUUGCUCAAUAUUGUCACCAAGAUUGUUGAAGAAUCAGAAUUGCAGCAACAUAUUGUCACAAAUUGGGCAAACCAUCCAGGUUGUGGAAUGAGAAUAAUGAUCACAUAAACUUUACGCUGGACAUGGACAAGGACAAAGAAAUCUUUUGGAUACAGAGUGUCACUGAAAUACAUGCAGACAAAAUGGUCAAUGAAUUUGUUGUUGUAGCACUAUUUGAUGAUAUAGACAACCAGUGAUACCACUCACUAUGAAAACUCUCAUUAUGGACAAAAUCAGGGAGUCAAAAGAUAAUGAAGGAAACCAGUCCAGCCAACAAUAUAUAUUCUUGCCGUCAAAGUGUCAUCAUGUCAAUUAUGAACACCUGUGUAUAUAAUCAAAGAUUUGUGCUUUCCAUCACUUCUAUGGUUAAAUAAAGUAUCAAAGAAAGAAUGGACUUCAGGGUGUCACAGAGAGAAUGGUUUACGUGCUUUGGUAGUUAAACAUUGACAGCGUAAACAUUGACAUUUGUAAAUAUGGUAAAAUAUAGGCAUAUAACUAUAUUUUAUUUACCACUGUAAUGCUGACAUUAGUUUUUAGCUGACGUUAUGAAUGUAAAUUGUGAAUUAUAAUAAUUAGGUUGCAUUUUGAAGAUACAGUUAUUAAAUUUAUGUGGUUUUUAAUGAAUUAGCACAUUGAUCUUACUUUCAAGGUAUACAAGAAUAAACACUAGCAAUGUGUUGUGUAGUACAUACCAGUGGCAACUAUUCGCACGCAGUUUUACGACCAUAGAUUAGUACUAGAGUCAGUGACAAACAGAAUUAUUACAGUCCAUUUUUUUUUGUUCUAUAAUUUGUUAAAAACCGAGUAAACUUCAUGUUAUUAUCAUGAAUAUUUUCUGUAUUUAGACCAAUCAAAUUGUCGUAUUUAUUUCGCGCUCUUUUCAAUUUUUAUUUACCUUUUAGACAAAAGCUUUUAAUUGAAGUACGAAGAGAAAAAUUUAUAGAAAUGGAAGAAAACGGAAUGCCGCAUACGGAAGGACGGGAAGGCCAAGAGGAAAAUGUGGAAAGGUCUGAGAGGACAAACCAAGUUGAGGACGAAGGAAAUGAGAACAAUACAAGAUCUGGAAGACCCUUCCAUGGAGUAUGCUAUAAUUGCAAGGAGAGGGGUCACAGAGCAGCAAACUGCAAAAAUUCACACAACAGAAAUGGAAAACGGAAAAGAUGUUUUAAAUGUGGGAAACCUGGUCAUAUGGCCAGAGCCUGCACUUCUCAAUCCCCCUGGGCUGACCAGUUACGUGCUGCGCAAUUGUAA
Dendronephthya gigantea is the source of this 1840-nucleotide messenger RNA. RefSeq names its product DNA-binding protein HEXBP-like. The transcript has 7 exons. The record is from RefSeq and is a predicted model, not a curated record. The coding region runs from base 1535 to 1840 and encodes 101 amino acids. Gene Ontology annotation, molecular function: nucleic acid binding; zinc ion binding. Lineage: Eukaryota; Metazoa; Cnidaria; Anthozoa; Malacalcyonacea; Nephtheidae.